AUGGGUGUCAUCCGCAAAAAGACGGCCACCAGAGGUGGUGAGAGUGGUGUUAAAUAUGUUUGCGAUGUUUGCUCGGCGGACAUCACCUCUACAGUCCGAAUAAGAUGCGCGCACAGCGCAUGCAACGAGUAUGACCUCUGCGUUCAGUGUUUCUCUAUGGGCGCCUCGAGUGGUUCUCAUCAACCAGCUACCCAUCCCUACAGGGUUAUCGAACAAAAUUCAUUCCCUAUCUUCGACAGAGACUGGGGUGCAGAUGAGGAACUGCUGCUUCUCGAAGGCUGCGAGACCUACGGGCUUGGAUCGUGGGCCGAUAUUGCAGAUCACAUUGGUGGCUACCGUCACAAAGAUGAGGUUAGAGACCAUUAUCUCAAGGUGUAUGUUGACUCGCCGUAUUUCCCACUUCCGGAACGUUGCAAACCAUCCGACAUGGGACUGGCACAAGAUGUAUCCCGCGAAGAAUUCCAGGCGCGCAAGAAGCGACGCAUCGAAGAUCGCAGGGAGGCUCAGAAGAACGCACCCCCGAUGCCGCCCAAGACAAAGCCCACGGCUAGUGUGCCUUCCUGUCACGAGAUUCAAGGCUACAUGCCCGGCCGACUCGAGUUUGAGACCGAGUAUGCUAAUGAGGCCGAAGAGGCAGUCCAAUUGAUGCAGUUCGACCCCGGUGACGGUAUCAAUCCCCAUACAGGAAACUUAGAACCGGAAAUGGAGCUCAAACUCACUGUCAUGGACAUCUAUAACUGCCGGUUAACCCAGCGCGUGGAACGAAAGAAAGUGAUUUUCGAACACAAUUUGCUGGAGUAUAGGGAAAAUAACAAGCAAGAAAAGAAGAGAUCCAAGGAAGAACGAGACCUUCUGAGCAAAGCCAAGCCUUUUGCGCGCAUGAUGAACCAUGAUGACUUCGAGGCGUUCUGUCAAGGUUUAGUUGACGAGUUGAAUCUACGACAAGCAAUUACGCAGCUGCAGGAAUGGAGGAACAUGAAGAUCGGCGAUCUUCGUAGCGGAGAAAAGUACGAACAAGAGAAAAGCCAACGCAUACAGAAGGCCAUGCCGAUGGGUUCGAUGGACCGCGAACGACUAGCUUCGGCGCAGCGAUCCAAGCAGAACGUUCAACCGGAACCACCUAGUGGAGCUGCUCUGCUCAUAGCGCCUGAGCUCCCAUUUAGACCUGCUACAGCUGGAACGGUACCUCAAGACGCCCUAGAUGCUUCGGCAAACGGCGAACCCAAGCCGCUCGCAAAUGGGUACACGAACGGAGUUACCAAUGGAGUUAUGACUAACGGAGCACUUGCGCCGGGAAAGCAGAAGUUCAUCUCACAGCCUAUUUCAGGCGUACAGCCUCUACUGCUAACCCAAGACAACGCUCCAGACUUACAUCUACUUACACCGGAGGAAGUAGAAUUGUGUAAGGUUUGCCGAAUACAACCAAAGCCGUAUUUGAUGAUAAAAGAGCAGGUAUUCAAGGAAGGUCUAAAAGGCAACGGAGCCUUGAAGAAGAAGCAAGUGAAGGAGAUUUCCCGACUGGACUCGCAGAAGGGAAGCAGAAUUUUCGAUUUCUUUAUUAACUCGGGCUGGAUUGCCAAGGCCUAG
This is a messenger RNA of Daldinia childiae, 1587 nucleotides long. Its product is annotated as Transcriptional adapter 2. Gene Ontology annotation, molecular function: zinc ion binding; chromatin binding; transcription coactivator activity. Lineage: Eukaryota; Fungi; Ascomycota; Sordariomycetes; Xylariales; Hypoxylaceae. The transcript has 2 exons. Gene Ontology annotation, biological process: regulation of transcription by RNA polymerase II; chromatin remodeling. The record is from RefSeq and is a predicted model, not a curated record. Gene Ontology annotation, cellular component: nucleus; SAGA-type complex. Bases 1 to 1587 code for a protein of 528 amino acids.